AUGAAAUCGGCCACCAGGCUCUUUUACCUGGCCAUCUUUACUGCCUGGGCCCCACCUGCUGUAUGCGAUAGCAGUGACAGUUGUGGCUUCUCUUCUGGAACCAUCGUCGAAGAUGCCUGCGCUUCCUACGCCACCCUCGACCAGGUCAAUGCGCAGAUCAAACCCUCGCUCGACGACCUCACACGAACUACCGACUUCUUCUCCCACUACCGACUGAACCUGUUCAACAAACAGUGCCCCUUUUGGGACGACGAUGGAGGUAUAUGCGGAAACAUUGGAUGCGCUGUCGAGACGCUCGACAACGAAGACGACGUGCCCGAAGUCUGGCGCGCCAGCGAGCUUAGUAAGCUGGAGGGCCCGCUGGCCAAGCACCCGGGCCAGUCGGGACGCAAGAAGAAGCACGGCAAGCCGCUCCAAGGCGGCCUGGGCGAAGGCGUCGGCGAGAGCUGCGUCUUCGAAUACGACGAUGAGUAUGACGAUCGCGACUACUGUGUUCCCGAGGACGAGAGCGCCGGUGGCGACUACGUCAGCCUCCUGCGCAACCCCGAGCGCUUCACCGGCUACGGCGGCGAGGGCUCCCACGACGUCUGGGACGCCAUCUACCGCGAGAACUGCUUUCAACGCAGCUCUUUCCCCACCUCGGCCAACGUCGGUUCCUCGUCGGAGCUGGGCCCUGCCGAGCACGACUUCCGCCAGGUUCUCGAUUCCGUGUCACAGCUGCAGCGCCUGAGCAAGCCGAACGACGCCAAAGAUUCCGGCACCGACCUUCUCGAACCCUCGGCUGACCAGUGCCUGGAGAAGCGCGUCUUCUACCGCGUCAUCUCGGGCAUGCACGCCAGCAUCAGUGCCCACCUGUGCUGGGACUUCCUCAACCAGACAACAGGCGAGUGGCAGCCCAACCAGGCGUGCUACGAGUGGCGUCUACACAAGCACCCGGACCGCGUCAGCAACCUGUACUUCAACUACGCCCUCGUCACCAGGGCCGUCGCCAAGCUGGGUCCCCACCUAAAGUCGCCGGCCUACUACACUUUCUGCAACGACGAUGCCUCCAAGGACCAAUCGACGCGCGCCAAGGCCCUCGACGUGGCUAGACGCGCUGCCGAGGCUCCCCAGCUAUUUAACGAGGGCCUCAUGUUCGUCAAUGGCGAAGGGCCUUCUCUGAAGGAGGACUUCCGCAACCGCUUCCGCAACGUCAGCCGUCUGAUGGACUGUGUCGGCUGCGACAAGUGCCGGCUCUGGGGUAAAGUUCAGACGGCUGGCUAUGGCACUGCCCUCAAAGUCCUCUUCGAGUUUGACGAGAAGAACAAUGCCGGCGGGGAUGUGCCUCCGCUCAAGCGCACCGAGCUUGUCGCCCUCUUCAACACGUACGCCCGCCUCAGCGAGUCCCUCAGCUCGCUAGCCAAGUUCCGCACCAUGCUCGAAGCCGAUGAGGAGGCCGUCAUCAACUCAGACGAGAGAGUUGCCAGGGUCGGAGGGAUCGAGCAGGAGGAGGAGGAGCCCCUCGAGGACUUUAUCAAGCCCCAGCUCAAAAGACGCACUCGCUUACCAGCUGAUGCACCCAUUGCCGAUGUCUUCGACCAGGAAUUCGGUAUGAUGAUCCGUGCGUUCAAGCUUGUUGUCGGAGCUUGGAUACGCUUCCCAAUCACUCUGUACCACAUUAUCCUGUCCGAGUCGAUAAGGCUGUACCAGUUCUGGCUAGGUCUCCCAGUCAGCCCGCGACAAUGGAGAUUCGAGCUACCUAAAGUGGACCGGGAUGAAUUGUAG
Molecule: messenger RNA, 1764 nt
Organism: Geosmithia morbida
Lineage: Eukaryota; Fungi; Ascomycota; Sordariomycetes; Hypocreales; Bionectriaceae
Exons: 3
Coding region: 1-1764 (587 amino acids)
Biological process (GO): protein folding in endoplasmic reticulum
Cellular component (GO): endoplasmic reticulum; endoplasmic reticulum membrane
Molecular function (GO): FAD binding; protein-disulfide reductase activity; thiol oxidase activity
Source: RefSeq, a predicted model, not a curated record